UUUAUUAUCAUUAGUUUUAUUCUAAUAACAAACAAUCAAUACAACAACCAAAAAACAUAAAAUGUUCGCUUAUACUCCAUAUGAUAACUGUCAAUUCCAACCAGCUUUCUCUGGUAACUUACAGAUUCCCGAUGCAUUUGAGCAAGUCGUUGACUUGUUUAGACGUAGAGAAGCUGAAGCCCAAAGACAGCGUCAAUUGGUAAGACCAAGAAUUGUCAAGAAGGUUGAAUCUGAAGAUAGCUUUCAACUCCAAAUCUUCAAGGAAUAUGGCAACUUCAAUUCCUAUGAAGUGCAAGUUGUUAAGAAGCCUGGUAAUAAGGCUCAUUUGAUUAUUUCAUCUGAAGAAGAUGAAUUUCAAAAGAUUUUUGAAUUCAGUUUAGAAGAUAUUGAUGUCCAGAAAAUAGAUUGGGAACAUUACAGUGCUGAAAAGGUUUUAGUUCUUAACAUCCCAAAAAAGCAAAAUGCUCCUGAAGUUGUUUGUUACACACAUCCAUUCUUUAACUUUAUCCAACAACAACAACAACAACAACAACAACAACAACAACAACAACAACAACAACAACAACAACAACAACAUGAAGUUGGAUCUAAGAAAGCACGUGAAUACAGACAAAGAGUAGAGGCAUCCAAGCAAAGGGCUCAACAAAGAAGGGCUGAAAAGAGAGCUGAAGCCGAACAAAGAAGAGCAAUUGCUGAACAAGAAAGAAUUGAAGAAGAGAAUAGAAAGAGAGCUGCUCUUGAGCAACAAAGGGUUGAAGAAGAGAAUAAAAGAAGAGCUUUCAUUGAAUUGCAACAAAUUGAACAAAGAAGACAAGCUGAACAAAGAAGAUUAGCUCAACAAGCCGAACAAAAGAAAUUGGCUGAACAAAGAAGAUUAGCUGAAGAAAAGAGAAGAGCUGACGAACAAAGACGAGCUGAAGCAAAGAGGCAAUCUGCUAUCGAGAAGCAAAGACAAUUGGAAGCAAAUAAGAAUUCUGCCCCAUCUCAAAAUAUCCGCCUUGAGGCUGGCAAUGCUGAAGACUUUUUGCAACAACUCUUUGGUGCAAUGUUUGCCGCUCAACAGCAAACUAACCAGCAAGGGCAAGCAGAAGUUCAAAAUUCUAAUUCAUCCUCUCCAGUAGCUGAAGCUCCAAUUUCUCCAGUUGUGUCUACUCCAGAAGUUCUCAAGCCUACCAGUUACGAAUCUGACACUGAAUCCAUUGAUUCGGAACAUGACAUCGAAACUCCACCACCAUCUUCUCCAAGUUCGACUGGUUCCAAAAUCACUAAGCAACCCUCCUUAGAAGAAGUUGAAGAUGAAGAAUUUAUCCUUCUUAAGAAGAAGUUUGGACAAUAGAUUUCAGUCUGUUGAUAUACAUAAGUAAAUAAAAAUGAUUAAUAAUGAAAAAUAUUGAAAAAUCUAA
Messenger RNA from [Candida] anglica, 1403 nucleotides. Lineage: Eukaryota; Fungi; Ascomycota; Pichiomycetes; Serinales; Debaryomycetaceae. The record is from the annotation of a GenBank genome assembly.